UACAAAAUGCCUGCUUCCACAUGACGAAUUUAUUCUGCGACAUCUCCCUGAACGAGCUAAAGGGAGCUAAUAAGCCACUGUUAUUUGCUAUUUUUUGUGCAUGCACAGCGUCAACCUGGACUAUUUCUUCAUCUAAAAUUGGUCUCACCCUCAGGAUGAUUGACACUGAGAGGGGAGCCUGUGAUGCUGGUACAGCAGAACCCAGCAGUAAGAACAAGGAGAUGGAGAAAAAGAAGAGGUCCCGUGUCAAACAGCUUCUAGGUGAUGUGAAGAAGCAAGUGGAGUUCUGGUUUGGAGAUGUCAACCUUCACAAGGACCGCUUUCUGAGAAAACUCAUUGAUGAGUCAGAUGAUGGAUAUGUCGAUAUAUCUAUAUUGGCGGACUUCAAUCGAAUGAAGAAGCUGACAACUGACACCAAGCUGAUUGCGAGAGCGCUGAAAAAUUCAUCUGUAGUUGAGGUUAACCUAGAGGGAAAUAAAGUAAGGCGUCAACUUCCAAUUGGAGACGUACCUAAAAAUGUUGAUGACCGCACAGUCUAUGUGGAACUUUUGCCCAAGGAUGUGACACACAGCUGGAUAGACAGAGUAUUCUCCAAAUGUGGGAAUGUGGUUUAUGUUAGCAUUCCCAGAUACAAGUCCUCGGGCGACUCCAAAGGUUUUGCCUUUGUAGAAUUUGAGAAAGAGGAAGAAGCACAUAAUGCCAUAGAGAUGCUGAACAAUCCCCCUGAAGAUGCUCCCAGGAAGCCAGGGAUUUUCCCCAAGACGAAAAGCAGGAAGCCCAUUACUCUGCCAGGAGACAAUCCACAGUCAGGUGAAGAAGAAGAGAAGAAGAAGCGAAAGAAGAAGAAGAAGAAAGAAAAUGCCACAGCACAGGCUCCCGCUGACGAAGCGAAAGAGCAGGCAAUGGAAGCAGAGCCGUCAGAGCAGAAGAGCAAGUGCUCAGCAGUGGUGGUGGAGUUUGAACUGGAAGACAGUCUCACUCAGAAGGCAGUGGGCACAUUGUCUGAGAAAAAGAGGCGACGGUCACACACAGCAGAGGGAUCUGAAACUGAAGUACCAUCCAAGAUGAGGAAGAUGAGUGAAAGCGAAAGUAGAGAGAAGGAGAAAGAUUUCACAAAGACACACCCACACUCUCAGAGUGAUACAGAGAGAGGCGUUGAGGAGGGGAAAGAAAACCGAGAUGAUUCAACAGUAAAAGCAAAGAGGAAGAGAAAAAAGAAACACAAGGAGAAACUAAAAAUCGGGGAGGAGGUCAUCCCACUGCGGGUUCUAUCAAAGAAGGAUUGGCUUGCGUUGAAGGACGAGUAUCUGACCUUGCAGAAGCGCAGCAUGACGUCCCUGAAGAAGUGUAUUAUUAAGAUUGACGGCAAAGAGCACAAGAGCCUAAUGGAGACAAACAGUGAUCCUCAAGAUGGAAACAUUGAAAAGAGUAAAAAAGGUGAGAAAGAGACAAAGCAGGGCCCUCAGUUUACAAGUGGUGUCAUCAUGAAGAUUACAGACAACAAGCCGCUGCCAGGGAGGAAGAUUAUCAAAGAGGCUCUGUGCAAAAUAUCAGCAGUGGCGUAUAUCGAUAUCUUGGAAGGAGAUUCCGAGGGUCACAUCCGUUUUCACACGCCGGAUGACGCUAAGCUCGUCAGUGACGCUCAAGCAGAGCUACAGAAAGAGCACAGCUGGAAGCUUGAGAUUCUCUCAGGUGACCAUGAGCAGAGGUACUGGCAGAAGAUCCUAGUGGACCGCCAGGUCAAGCUGAAUCGACCGAGAGAAAAGAAGCGGGGCACAGAGAAGCUCAUAUCCAAAGCCGAAAAAAUCAUCAUGGCCCGGGCCAGGGAGACGAAUAAGCACAUCCGUUUCCAAGAAGACUAAAACUAGUAUUUGACAACAGUGUGAUUAACUGUUUAGCCUUUAAAGGGGGCAGUUGAUGGUCAUGCUCAGCUGGAGGAAAACUGAAUGGAAUCUAGAACAAGUGUCAAAAAUGUCCCUUUGUUUAAUAUUGUUAUUGUUUUAUUUUUUUUUGCACUGGAUGCCCCAAGAUAAUAUGGAUUGCUGCUAUGCAUAUAGACAUUUUGAUUUUUUUUUAUUUUUUUUCUGAAUUGAUACUUUUUUGUUGUUGUUGUUUUAAAGAUUCUCUGCAAAAUGUAAAUGUGGUGAUGAAAGUUCUCCCAGUCAAAAUAUGGACAAGUUGUGGCACUAUCAUUUGAAGAUAUUUGCCUUUUUUUGUUUUUUUUAAUAAAAUAUCAUUAUUUGAUGAUUACAGAAAA
Molecule: messenger RNA, 2257 nt
Organism: Scatophagus argus
Lineage: Eukaryota; Metazoa; Chordata; Actinopteri; Scatophagidae
Gene: larp7
Product: La ribonucleoprotein 7, transcriptional regulator
Exons: 13
Coding region: 21-1862 (613 amino acids)
Biological process (GO): RNA processing
Cellular component (GO): nucleus
Molecular function (GO): mRNA binding
Source: RefSeq, a predicted model, not a curated record